AUGAAACAAACUAAGUUACUUAUGAUGGGACAAACAGGUCACGGUAAAAGUUCACUUGGUAAUUUUAUACUUAAAAAGAAUGUGUUUAGUGUUAGCGCUAAUCCUGAUUCUCAAACAAAUGAAACAAAAGGAUGUUACGGAAUAAGUGAUAGAAGUGAUAUAUUUGUUAUUGACACUCCUGGUUUUAACGAUUCCAAAGGUCAAGAAAGUCAAAGAGAAUAUAUGAAUCAAAUGGUAGAUUAUAUUAAAAAAGAAGGAGAAGGAUUAAAAGGUAUUGUUGUUGUAUUACCUUUUCAUGAGGAUAAAUUUUCAGAGGUUAUUCAAAUAAUGAUUAGAAUAAUAGCUAAUACCUUCCCAAUUAUUGGCUUUUGGAAACAUGUUUGUGUAGUAUGGACAAAGUGCAUGUGUUUUUACCCUCAAGCUGUGUUAGAAGAAUCUAUUCAUAUUAAACAAUCAUAUUAUAAUGCAAAAAUGAUGGAUUAUAUUAACCAAAAAACAGGAAGUGAACAUAUAACUUUCCCAAUGUUUUUUGUAGACUCAAACCCAUGUACAGGACAAGAUAACUCUAGGUCAGAGAAUGAAAUUGAAUCCCUUUUAAAUUGGGCAAGAAAAUUAUCACCGAUUGAUGUUAACAAAGUUGAAAAGAGGGACAUUGUCUAUGAAUCUGUUAUUCUAGAAGAGGAAGAUCAAGAAAUAGUUAUAAGUAAAACAGAAAAAGAAUUAACAACUCAAAUCAACCACUUGGUAAGAGAGAAGAGAUUUCGUUACGAUGAAGAUGAACCAAGUUAUUCAAAUUGGGAAACUGUUAGUUCUACAACCAAAGUCAAAGAGUUCCCAAAACAAGUCACAGAAUAUAUUUACAGAGAUCCACCAAAAGAGGAAAAGAACAAAGAAAAUAAAGAAUUUGAAGAUACCAUGACUGGUUUAGGUGCUGCAAUUGUUAUUGGUGGUUGUAUUGUCAAAGGCAUAAUUGACAAUAACAGAAGAAAAAAAAAGUGGUCAAAUUAA
Messenger RNA from Entamoeba histolytica HM-1:IMSS, 1008 nucleotides. Its product is annotated as AIG1 family protein, putative. The transcript has a single exon. Gene Ontology annotation, molecular function: GTP binding. Lineage: Eukaryota; Evosea; Mastigamoebida; Endamoebidae. The record is from RefSeq and is a predicted model, not a curated record. Bases 1 to 1008 code for a protein of 335 amino acids.